This is a messenger RNA of Venturia canescens, 5711 nucleotides long. RefSeq names its product acyl-CoA:lysophosphatidylglycerol acyltransferase 1-like. The transcript is spliced from 6 exons. Gene Ontology annotation, biological process: phosphatidylinositol acyl-chain remodeling. The record is from RefSeq and is a predicted model, not a curated record. Bases 589 to 1803 code for a protein of 404 amino acids. Gene Ontology annotation, cellular component: endoplasmic reticulum; endomembrane system. NCBI's taxonomy places the organism in Eukaryota, Metazoa, Arthropoda, Insecta, Hymenoptera, Ichneumonidae. Gene Ontology annotation, molecular function: acyltransferase activity.
AUAACGAAAGGUGGUUCGAAUCGUGCUGGGGGGUAGGUAGGGUAGAGUAGAGCGAGCCAGUCAAGGCAAUCAGUAAAGUCACCAGUCAGUCGGUCAGCCGGUGCUACUCGUCUCGUCAACUCGUCACUCGCUGCUAACGAUGAGUUCGUUGUGGUGAUAGUUGCCAGUUGCAGAGAAACCGCCGGCGAGUGUGCGAGCGACGUCGAAGAAUUCGUGCGCGCUCUGGCGCACAUCGCAUUAAUUUCGCCCUGCAUACAUCCAUUCUGGCCGAGUAACACGCGCUGCCCGAGAUUUAUCAUAAUAACUUGGAUCUCUUGGCUGAUCUUUGAGUUGAAACGUUGGUUUGAAAAAUUAUACGCGUUAUAAGUAAUCGCGUUACAGUGCUUCGUUUACGUGGUGUGUACUCUCUCUCUCUCUCUCUCUCUCUCCUGUUGAGACCUUUCCCCUGUCCCCCCCGGCCGUGCUCCCUUGUUCCGCUCUCCUUGCUCCUCGAUCCUCGAUCUCGUGUAAACAGACCGCGCGUUAUAACGCCGUGAGACAGAUUAUGAUUCUUCCUCAUUAUGUAAUUUGAGAAAAUGUGGAUAUGCUAUGGUGGAUAUUAAGUGUUCACAUGAGAGUUACCACUCGAUGUCCUAUGACGGGUGGCAUUUUUCGAAAAUGACUGACACACCUCCUUCCCCCGCUGCGGCUUUGGUCAACGUGAUAGGUAAAGUUGGCUCCAUUGUGAAAUGUAUCAUGAGAACUGGGUUUGUUCUCUUGAACAAUGUUUAUUGCAUACCGACCUACGUCAUAUGGAUGAUGUUACUAUUUCCUGUAAAACUCUAUCAGCCUCAAAUUUAUUGGCGAAUAGAGGGUUUAUUUUUCCAUUGGCUUUUGGCGAUGGUGUCAAUGUGGACAUGGUCCGCCGGCUACGACAUUGUGGAGCAAGGUGACGAUAUACAAAAGAUCGUGAAUGAAAAAACGCUUGUAAUAGCAAAUCAUCAGAGUACAGCAGAUGUUCCUAUGUUGAUGACGACAUUCAACGCAAAACCAGACGUUUUGCCAAAUUUAAUGUGGAUUAUGGAUAGGCUUUUCAAAUUCACCAACUUUGGUAUAGUCUCGAUUCUGCAUCAGGAUUUUUUUAUUGUUUCGGGACGUACCAGGCGGGAAGAAAGUUUAAAACAAUUGAAAAAGCAUUUGAGGGAUGCUUAUUUGCCACUGAACAGAAGAUGGAUGGUACUUUUUCCGGAAGGUGGUUUUCUGUGCAAGAGACGAGAAACAUCACAAAAAUUCGGAAGGAAAAACAAUCUACCGAUCCUGGAAAAUGUCUCUCUACCAAGGGUCGGAGCGAUUCAAACGAUAUUCGACGAGAUCGGAUCGACGCAGAACAAUAAUUCAUCGGAUCAACGAUCAAACAAUCGAUCGAGUGCGAACGUGGUCGUUAAGCCCGAGAUCAGUUGGGUUUUGGAUAUAACGAUUGCGUAUCCUCAAGGAAAGCCAAUUGACUUGUCAGAGAUUGUAACGGGCUCGAGAGCCCCCUGCGAAACCGUCCUCUUUUAUCGAUUAUUUCCAAGCUCGGUGGUCCCAAGAGAGCCCGAAUUGCUAUCCAAGUGGUUGUACGAAAGAUGGGCGGAGAAAGAAGUACUUUUGGAACAUUUUUACAAGAAUGGCACUUUCGUGGGAACCCGGGAAUAUCAGGAUGGUGGCGAAGGUUCGAAAGUUCAGCAGGAUCCAUUGCGAUUUCUCGUUUUACAUCUCUUUUUCAUAACCUCAACCUACAUCCAUUACAACAUAUUUGCUUACGUUUUAUCGUUUUUAUGGUGAAAAUCAUGAAGGUCGAAAUCCGGCAAUGAAAUCGGCAUUGUUCACUCGUUGCGUCUCACCAUUUACACUUUUCCUCCUCGUUUUAUUUCUUUUUUCUUCUUAUUGACGCGCAAACCUUUCAAAUGAGAAGGAUCGACGAGGCUGUUAGUGCCUUCCUUCCUCAAUCUGCUGAUCAGGAAAUUAUUCUCGAUACUGAAACCGAUAAGCAGAUACGUAUGAAUGAUUUACCGAGAGAACGACUCGAGCGUGCUCGGCUGAAUUUUCCUCCGAAUUUCUAACGAAUAUUUCAAUUGCGAUUUCCAUAUGACACCGGACAACGAGUUUACCCGAAAUCUCAUCACCGUACCGUCAACGAUCGCGUACAUCGAUUUUUUUCUUUCGAUAAUAUGACGAAUAAAAGGUGAAAUUGAAAAGGGAAGGAAAAAAACGAGAGUCGCUCGCUGGCUGUGGGCUGUUCGAAUUUUGAAUCUGUUUGCUUGUGAACUUUCGAAGCUCUUUUAUAGUUCAGCCACCACCGGAAAUUUUGAAAAAAUAAAUUUUUUUUUCUACAAAUUAUUUCAAUUGGUUUUUUCUAUUGGAUUUAUUGGAAUAAUGAUACUUUCCUCCUAAAUGAUUUUCUCCGUGCCUCAUGAUCUCUCUAUUUUCUGACUAAGCGUUAUGGGACAUGACAUAAUUUAACCAGAUAAUCCGAGUGUUCCGAGUGUAUUUCUUACACAAUCCAAAACCCCAUUAUUUCAACAUUUUUAUAAUAAUUAUUGUGAAAUAAUGAUUUGAAUUGAUUUUUCAUUCGAAUAAUGCCCAUACCCGGUAAGCCAGAGCAGCCCCUCUUUGAUAAUAUGAAUUAAUGGCGGGGACAGAACGAGAGAAAUAAGCAGUGUUAUAAUAUUCGUCAUAGUUAUAAUUAAUAAUAUUUUGUAUUAAUUAUAAAUAACUAUUACAAUAAUUACGGAAUCGUCGAGCUAAGGAAAAACGGAGAAAAAUUCGAUUAACGGAAUAAUUAUUGAUAAGCAUUACGGAGUUGAGUCGGCGACAAGAUGAAGCGUCGUCGUCGUCGUCGUCGUCGUCGUCGUCGUCGUCGCCGUCGCCGUCGCCGUCGUCGUCGCCCCCCGUCACCGCCGUCGUCGUUCACGUCGUCCUCGUUUGUGAUAAACAUAUUAGGGAAAAAUUAUUUUUGAAAGACACAAAGUCAACGUCGCUGUGAGGCGUAAUUUUUUCUAUCACCCACUCUAGAUCGAGAUAGUGUGGGUUUUACAUACAAAAAAGUGAUAAGUCGUGGAAAUACAUAAGAGCAUUAAUAGUGGAAGAAAAAGAGUGACUACUUUUGUCCCGAAAAGAACGAAAGUUCUUUGCUCAACGCGUCCGUUCCUCGUCAUAGCCAAUAUUCAUAAUUAACGGACGCUUCGAAUCAGCCGUGCCUUGUUCCACCAGCCCUCGAUCAUGGCUUUUAUAAUAUCCGGUUGUAAAUAAAUAAUCCUUUUGGGUAUCGAAGGGUGCGUAGAAGAGAGGAAAAACCAAGUAACUAACAAACGGUACACAACAAUCGGUCGCAUUCGAGCACGGACUAACGAUAUUAAUUAUCUCUAAUUACUCAUUUUUCAAAGUCAUUUACACCGCUGUUUCUUAGUCGUUUCAGAAGUGCAAAUAAUCAAUUUUCUAUUCUAUAAAUGAUUAAUUUGAAAAAAAUAUUACAACCUUUUAGUAGGCGUUAAUCGCAUUGCUGCUGCGUUUAUUUUUUUCGAUCGUAUACGUUCCUCUCGGAUCAAUACGUAAAAAAUAUAUAUAAAUAACGAAAGAGAGAGAGAGAGAGAGAGAGAGAGAGCGAGAAAGAGGGAAUAUGAGGAGUAAUGGAAUUGUGAAAUGGGUUGAAAAACGGCGAUGUAAUCGUGUGUGUGGUCUCGUUACAAACGUGAUUAUAUAAUAUAUAUUUUUACUUAGUCACAGGUAAAAUCUUCACUCGAAAUGAAGCCGAGAAACAAAUUACUAAAAAAAAAAGGAGAAUAAAAAACAAGAGUUUAGGUUAUUCCAUCGUGUAACAAAUCUUGUAGAUAGACUUCUCUUUCGAAUAUAUUAACAUUUUAUUUCGUAAUAAUUUAUUGACGUAAUCUAUGAAACAAUAUGAAGUGAAAUCCAUAUCGUUUUCAACUUUGUAACUCAGGAAGUUAAUGAUCGAUCGGUGGCAUUGAUUUUGGAACACCGAGACAAUUAUAUAUCAUCUUGCAUAACAGAUCGAUUUUAUUGUUGUCCCGUUGAUCGUCGUUCUCGUCAUCGGCGUAGCGGCUCGCACUUUCAAUAUUUUCAUUCUCACUAUCGUUUUAUAUAUCAUCUCCGAUUUGACUAGUUUUCGGAGAUGUAAAGUGAAGAGCUUCUCACAGUUGGAGGGAUGAAUGGGAACGAGACGGGUGAGCGAUGAUAAUCGACGACAUAAAAAAGAAAAGGUAUAUUAAUAAGUCAAUUUAAAGAAUAGAGCGAGCGAGCAAAAUGUCAGUUGAGCUGUGCGUGACUUUUUCCUUGGCACUUGUCCGAUUUGGCAUUGCGAUUGGCCUCAAAAAUUAUUUGACUGCAUUUCUUCGCAUUUAACUCGUUUGCUACAUCUCUUUCGAAUGUCCAUUUAUUCGUUUGUACUUUUUGACAGCCUUUGUCACAUACUUUUAUCCAUUAAAAUAAAAAUAAAAAAUAAUAAUAAUUCAUAUGACGAUGUAGAGCAGCACGAAUGAUUGUAUUUCCUGAACUCAUUUGUACACACACAAUACGAAAUCCCGUAGAGGAAUAACCCUUGUAAAUAAUAAAGGUGAGCUUGAAUCAAAUAAUGUCUGCGUUUUACAUGGAUAAACGUUGUAAAGCUAAAUUUAUCAAAAAAUUAGCUUGUGCUAAUUAUUUAAGGAAGCAUUUAUUCUUUAGUUUACAACCAUCUAUGUAUCAAUUGGAUUUUUUUUCUCCAUCUCUCCCGUUGAUAUCUCCAACACUCCGACUCAUCUAAUAUUCUAUUUAUUUUCUUUUCUUUAUGAGAACAAGUACGUGUUCUACGUGUUAUUAGACGAAUAUAGCUCUACCCAUAUUUAAUCAUGCAGUCGCUGCACCAACGCUGCUAGUAUAUACUUUAUUUGACUUUGCGAAUCUCGUAUAUAUUGAAGAUACAGUUUUUCAUAAAUUCGUGGUACUCUCGACUCUCCAUUCUCGCCACUGCACAACCGUAUAAUUGUUCCGAAAUGCGCGGAUCGAGGAAAUUGCGGUGUCUCAACAUUAUGGAAUGCAUGCGACGAUUGUAAAGUUUUACGGUAAUUGUCUUGAUCGAUAUAUAGAAUAAAAGAAAAUAGAAUUGUUCCAUGAUGUGACCGAUCGAUCGAUACAUUCCUUUAGUCAUCAUAUAUACUACUACUAUUUUUUCAUAAUUGAGACAUAAUAACGCGGCAAUGAAAAUUCCAAUAAAAUAAAGGAGCAUUGAAUCGAGCUUUUCCUAGUCGACGACAUGAGAGACACAAAUUUUCGGUGACAACUUUUUUCAUUCUCGAAAUAUGAUCAUCGGAUGUGAGCACAAGGAAAUAUGUCGUAUGCUGCUUCAAUCGAGAUAAGUACUAUAUAUUGUGCUGAGACUGUCAAGAUAUAGGAAACUUUUAUUGAUAAAAUUUUAAGAAAUACGGUGCGCGUAAACCUUUUUUCUAGUUAUCGAUCCUGUUUUGAAAAUAGGAAGCCUAUAACGUGAAUUCUUGGGCAAGAGCGGACGAGAAAAAGAAGUAUGCGUGCUCCGCUUAUGUUAUUAUCAUGUUAAAUAACAUACGUGCUGUCUUAUACUGGUCAUGUAUUUCAUACAUAAGUAUAUAUAUAUGUAUACUAGAUAUAUGUAAUAAUAACUGUAACUAGAAUUCGCAACAAUAAUGACAAAAUAAAUUGUCGAUACGAGUAUGAACGAA